Polyodon spathula (Mississippi paddlefish) is the source of this 4050-nucleotide messenger RNA. RefSeq names its product transmembrane protease serine 9-like. The coding region runs from base 1498 to 4050 and encodes 850 amino acids. The record is from RefSeq and is a predicted model, not a curated record. Gene Ontology annotation, biological process: proteolysis. NCBI's taxonomy places the organism in Eukaryota, Metazoa, Chordata, Actinopteri, Acipenseriformes, Polyodontidae. Gene Ontology annotation, molecular function: protein binding; serine-type endopeptidase activity. The transcript is spliced from 16 exons.
AUUUAUGUAUUUAUUUAUUUAUUUAUGCAGUGUCGUUUUGUGUUAGAAAACUGCCCCAAUGCUUUGAAAUUGUCUAAGCUGUCGCUUAUUUAUUUGUUUAUUUAUUUAUUAAACCUCUUAUUCGAUUUCAAGGAGGUCCUGUUACCACAGCAACGGCAGUAAUCAUACCCCUUUUACAAAAUAAAAAAAUAUAAUAAAUGAUCAACAAAUGCAUUUCGAAAAUAAAAGUACCAAGAUACAAACACUAUUUGGCUAUUGUAUUUUCCUAACCCCAAAGUUUCGCAUAGGAAAUAGGCACUGUAAUCAUUUUGCAUUUUAUUUUGCCAUUAUCCUUUUAAACUUUGUGUUUUGCAGUGUUUGUACCAGUUUUUACAUUGGUUUUAUAUCGUCUAGUUUGAUCUCUUCUUUUACUAGAGUUUACUAAAGUUUUCUAAGCUUUUACCAUGGUAGACCACAGUAAAACUUACAAUUUUAACAACUUAUAACAACCCCAAAUAAAAAGCUUAGUUCUGUCCCCCCAAAAAAAGAACAAAAAAAACAUAAUAUGCAGUGCAAUAGUUUGUACCAUAGUCUUUUUUCUGACUGUAUAGAAACAGUACACUAUUAAGAUGUAGUCUUCUGCAGCUAACUGGCCAUUCAUGGUUGACCUGAGCCUCCAAUAAUAGGGUCCUCGUUAGAGAUAAGGCAGCUAUAGUUAAGACAGUGGGGCUAAAGAGAGUUAUUGUCCUUCAGCUGCAAGCUUGAAUGCAUUCUAUUUGCCAGAGCUCAGGAAAGACCACCUGUAUGUAGCAAAAUUGUCACUAUGUAAACGCACUGGAUUUCCCAAGAGAGGGAGGGACAGGAAGUGUCUUGAUCCAUAGGUGUUUAACGAUGUGCGCAACACUGGGAGAUGAGAGAUGCAUGAAAGCUCUAUAUAAAUGAAGGCUCACCCUGUCUUCUGUAAUCAGUCUAACUGCAGCCACUGUUCCUGGAUCCUUUACUCUUCAUCCAAGAAGGAAUUGCCCUUAAACCCUAGUUAAAUCUUAUUUUCCAGAGCAGCCCGGGAGAAAAUAAGACUUACAGCUAGGCUACGGCCAUGGGUUCAUUUGUAAACACAAAGGUAUUGGAUCUUAUAAUUAUAAUUGAUUCUAGACCUAAUGUAGUGACUUUGAUUUACAGCAGCUCCCAUUUAUGCUUCAAGUUCUCAUCUGCUUGUUGGUGUCAUGCCCAGCUUUGCCUCACCAUGUUUUAACAUAAUCUUAUAAUAAUCUUUUUUUUUUUUAUUCAUAGAAUCCAUCAUUUGAAAACUGGUUAAUUCUCAAAUUUAAAAAGGUACCAGAUCUGGGAUCUGGUGCGAUCCGGUACACAUAUGAACCCUUAGCUAGGACCCAUUCUAGUCCUGGAAUCCACCUGUCUGAUUUCAGUUUGGGAUCCAUCUAUGUUGGAAAGCAGGUAACAAACUGCUUGUGAUUUUCUGGAGCAGGCAGUGGAGUGUAGUGCAUUUGUCCCCGGAGCGCGAUGGAUCCGAAGAAGGACCUGGACAAGCAGCUGGUGAUCGACGAGCUGCCAAGGAGCUUCAGAGACACGCUCUGCUGCAAGGUGAUGACGGCAGCCAUCAUCCUGAUUGUCAUAGCCGUCGCCACCUUCAUCGGCAUUGUGAUUGCGUACGUGGCUAAACAGCAACUCAGUUACUCUGAGACCGUGGAGCUGAGAGGCAUCGCGUACGCUCCCAGUUUACAGGACGAGACGUCGACGUAUUCUGUUGUCCUUUCAUCGGCGCUGAGGAGAAAGAUAAGAAACAUCUUCUUGGCUUCAUCGGUGGCAGAGUACUAUGUUGAUACAGACAUGCUACAGUAUGGCGACAAUAACGGCAGUGUGGCGGCUUCCUUCCGGCUAAUCUUCAGUGUGGACAGGGUGCACGCUUUCUCCAGGCUCUUUGCCCAGGAUACCCUGCGAUUGGGCCUGGACUCCUCUCUCCGGGAGCAGCCCUUGGGGGUCUUACAAUUUGGGGAGAUCACCUCCGCCAUCCUACUGGGAGUGAGCGGAAAGUCUUUCUUUAAUAUAGGGAGCUCAGAAAACUGCCCUGUCAGCACCUUCACCUGCCAGAACAGCGAGUGUGUCCUAAAGAUGAACCCUGAGUGUGAUUACAAAGCCGACUGUGCUGAUGGGUCUGAUGAGUCCGACUGCAAGUGUGGUACCAGGCCCGCCAUGUCCAGCCGGAUUGUGGGGGGCAUCGACGCUGAGCGAGGGGAGUUCCCCUGGCAAGUGAGUCUGAGGCAGAAAGGAUACCACAUGUGCGGGGCCUCUGUCCUCAACAGGAGGUGGAUCGUCACUGCGGCUCACUGUUUCGAAAGGUUUGAUGACCCCAAGAGCUGGAAGGCCCUGUUUGGGACAAACCUGGCCACGGGCACAGAGUCCGGCGCGGUGGAGUUGCGCAUCAAAACCAUCAUCAGCCACCCCCAGUACAACAGCCAGACCUCGGACUAUGACGUCGCCAUGCUGGAACUGGAGACCCCGCUGACCUUGGGGACCCUCAUCCAGCCUGUGUGCCUGCCCUCCCCCUCGCACAGCUUCCCCCCGGGCAAGCGCUGCACCGUGAGCGGCUGGGGGCAGCUCAGAGAGGACAACGACCACUUGCCCAACUCUCUCCAGAAGGCGGUCGUGGCCAUCAUCGACACAGCACUCUGCAACGCUCCCUCUGCCUACAGCGGCUCCAUCACCGACCGCAUGCUGUGCGCAGGCUUCAUGGAGGGCAAGAUCGACUCCUGCCAGGGUGAUUCGGGUGGCCCCCUGGUUUGUGAAGAGGCUCCGGGUCGCUUCUUCCUGGCUGGCAUUGUGAGCUGGGGAAUGGGCUGUGCCGAGGUCAACAACCCAGGGGUCUACUCCAGAGUAACAUAUUUGAGAAGCUGGAUGCUCAGCCAUAGUAACCAAACAGAAAUCAAUUCGACACCAACAUUUACUGCAGCGACUGCCACUACUGCCACUACUGCCACUACUACCACUACCACUCCAACCACCAAGACACCCUCUACCGUACCAGCGGUAAACUGCACCAGCAGCUUCCUGUGUGAGAAGGAUGUGUGCAUCAGUAAAGUGAACCCAGAGUGCGAUGGAUUCAUUGACUGCGGCAACGAGGCUGAUGAGGAGAACUGUGACUGCGGGGACAGGCCUGUGAUUGGCUUCCAGAAGAUUGUGGGCGGGGUCAACGCACAGCGAGGGGAGUGGCCAUGGCAGGUCAGCCUGCAGUUCCAGCGCACGCACCUCUGCGGGGCCACGCUGAUCGACAGGAAGUGGCUGCUCACUGCUGCACACUGCUUCGCAAAUAAACUGGCCCCGAGAAGCUGGGCGGCCAGCCUGGGCUCGCUCGCCUCCUCUGGGAAGGGGGGGGUCCGGGUCACCCUGCGGAGGAUCAUCCUUCACCCCCGAUACAACAGCACCAGCAUGGAUCUGGACGUGGCGCUGGUGGAGCUCUCAGUGCCAGCCCCGCCCGACAGCACCAUCCUGCCUGUCUGCCUGCCCUCGCCCUGGCACCGCUUCCCAGAGAGAACCGAGUGCUUCAUCAGCGGCUGGGGCACCACGGAGGAGGGAGGCUCGACAGCCAAGUUGUUACAGACGGCUUCGAUCGAUAUCAUCAGCCAGUCAGAGUGCCGGCAAUCCUACGGCAACGGGCUCACCAGCAACAUGAUCUGCGCUGGCUUCAUGGAGGGGGGCACAGACUCUUGCACGGUAAGGGAGGGGCGCAGGUUUCCAUCUGGAGCCAAUCGGUCUCACGGAACAAAAAAAAAAAGUAAAUAUAGUGUGUGUGUACACAUCAGUAGCGGUUCAAGUCCUUCUUCCCUGCUGUGCUUUGCAGAUGAAAGCCCUGUCCCAAGGCCCAAGGUGUUGUCACAGCUGGAUACAGCACAAGAGGACACUGACAAAGAAUGCUGGAGCCUUCCUGGCCAACGAGAACCAGGCAUUGCAGACAAUGUGGACAGCAGGGACAGCAUGGGCCUCCGGUCACUCGAACCCAAGGAGCAGCUGUCUCAAGAACAACAGCUGCUCUACACUUACAAGGCAGUGCUCCACUGA